Jatropha curcas is the source of this 1391-nucleotide messenger RNA. Its product is annotated as F-box protein SKIP19. Gene Ontology annotation, molecular function: protein binding. The record is from RefSeq and is a predicted model, not a curated record. NCBI's taxonomy places the organism in Eukaryota, Viridiplantae, Streptophyta, Magnoliopsida, Malpighiales, Euphorbiaceae.
ACCCAAACAGACCACCAGACCAAAUUCCCACCACCGGUCAAUAUUUGCUUCUCUUCAUAAAUGACUGCCCACAUUAUUCUUUUCUCCAACACAAAAUCACUCGCACAAUGGAUUCACGCCGGCCACCAUCGUCACCACCGCAACAACCAUAUCGAAACUGGGUAGAGCUGCCACGGGACAUAACUGCAUCGAUCUUAUCCAGGGUUGGUGCUGUCGAGAUCUUAAACACAGCGCGACUCGUCUGCUCAACUUGGCGUACCAUAUGCAAUGACCCAUCCAUGUGGAGAUCGAUUGACAUGCAUAAUUUGGGUAAUUCUUGGGAUGUGGAGUGUGAUCCUGAGAAAAUGUGCAGAUAUGCUGUUGAUAAGAGCUGUGGGGGCUUAAUAGAUAUCAAUAUUGAGUAUUUUGGUACUGAUGAUCUCCUUAGCUACAUCGCUGAUCGAUCAAGUCAUCUAAAACGACUUAGGCUUGCAUUUUGCGAUGACAUUUCGGAUAAAGGAUUAAGUGAAGCAGUCACUAAAUUUCCAUUACUGGAAGAGCUUGCUAUUUCUCGCUAUUCAUCUAUAUCAAACGAAGCUCUUGAAGCUGUUGCACUUUGCUGUCCUUUACUCACAUCAUUGAAGCUGAAAAUGGGGUACAAACACACACGUAUAGAAAGCAAUGAGGAGGCACUAGCUAUUGCAGAAAACAUGCCUCAUUUACGCCACCUUCAGAUUUUUGGAAAUAAGCUGACAAAUGAAGGCUUGCAGGCUAUUCUUGAUGGUUGUCCACUCCUUGAAUCACUUGAUCUGCGUCAAUGUUUCAAUAUUAGUCUGGACGGGGAUCUAGGGAAAAGAUGUGCUGAACAAAUCAAAGAUUUGCGGCAUCCCAAUGAUCCCAUUGAGGACAGUCCUUUUAUUGAAUUAUCAGAGGAAGAUUACCCAUCUGGAUGUUCUGAGGUUUAUUCAUGGAGUGAUGAUUACGAUGACUAUUAUGAUGACUAUUAUGAAUUCUCUGGGGGCAGUGAUAUGUCUGACCUUGGCGAUUUAUAUUUUGAUUAGCGCCUUCUUGAUGACCCUGUCGCUUAUCCAGGUUUUUGUAGGUGGGGAUGUAUUUACGUAUGCACCGGCAUGGCAUUUGGAUGCAGUAGUCGCAUUUGUAAUAUUUGGCACGCUUUUGAUCGAAUAACUGUAAAGCAGGUCUGCGUUUUCUUUGAGAGUUGUCUUGUAUGUACUCUCAUUCUCUUCUUUUCAUCUAACAGUAUGUAUUUACCUUUAUAGACUUCUCUACCAAUAGAUAGAUGUAUGUAUUUAUGUUCAUACUGGCUUUGUCUAAAUAGCAGCUGUAGUAGUUCUGUUUAUAUGCCUGUGAAAUUUUAUUUUGGCUUUUAGAGGAACAAACCUGUUUCAUUC